GUCUCACGCCAAUGAGGGUGUGGAAAGCUUCAAACAAAUGUUCCAUGAUGGAGGGAACACUGACGACGGGGCUGAGUCCUCGUAUUCCUCUCACAUCCACCGAAAGGCUGAUCAUUCGUUCUCAUUUAUGAUGAGAAAAGGAGGAAUAAGUCUUAAUAUUCGACCCCUGCCUUUCCAUACAUGUCUAUUAUAAAGCUGUUGACGGAAAGUCGGUUAUAAAAAGCGAUGCCAGUGAUUGCAGACGAGUCUCCGCAGACUGAGAAAGGCCAGUCCCACAGCAUCCACCCCAUAACACUCCCGGGCACCUUACAGGGCCGGAAGAGCCUCUUUCGUGUGCCUUUGUACCAAACAUCGGGCGCAGAAGAUGGUAACGGGAAGGUCUAUCAUGCCCGUCGAGCACAUCGGAAGUCACGCGCUGGAUGUGUGAAAUGCAAGCAACGAAGAGUUAAGGUACUCGCCACUUUUAUAUGAUCCUCCUUGUAUUCGGAGGAAUAUAGGGCUGAAGGAUCCCAGUGUGACGAAACUAAGCCCCAUUGUCUGCGAUGCCAAAAGCAUGGAGUUGACUGCAGUUAUGACGCUGGUCAAGUUAACUCUGCGCGCAGCAAGGGUGUUAUAUCUUACUUUAUCGACAAAGUCCCCGGUUUGACUGGGCAGGAAUCAGCGGCAUAUACAAUGUCGCUGCUUGCAGUCUCGUCCAAGAUAGACGAGCUGCUACAGAUGAAGUCUAGAAAUGGUCGUCUGUCUUCUAAUAUUCGAGCGUUACACCAUUUCCAUGAAGCCACGACCCCUACCGUCAGCUCCGAGCGUAGUCAGAACAUGAUGAGGGGUAAAAUGAUACAGCUGGCGUUCGAUUCACCGUUCCUCAUGCACGCCAUCAUCGGCGCAGCAACAUCCCAUCUCCGUCGCAUCUACCCCGAAGACAACACAUACACGAUGGUCGAGGCAUACCACUGGCAAAAGGCCAUCAAGCAGUACUCCGAGGAGAUCUCCACUGCCGUCGGCCCACACAACAUGGACCCCCUCUACUCGGCCUGUCUCCUAAUGACCAUCCACUCCUUCAGUCUUGAAGAAUACAACCCCCGCAGCUCCUUCGUCUUCUCCGACGACCCCGAAUCCCUAAACUGGCUGAUGCUCCAAAGCGGUCUGCGCCACCUCCUCCAGUUAACGGUCCCCUGGAUGACCCAAAGCAUGUGGUGGGAUGUCUUCAGACGAUCUCGCGAGGGUAACCCCCUUUACGACGACCAUCGUCCCGGACGCGUCGACCUACAUCCGGAACUGGCCGACAUCUGCGGCAUAGACGAUACCACGACGGAGGAAACAAAUCCCUACCACUGGCCUCUGCGAAUGUUAACCCCAUUGCUCUCCCUCGAGCGAAGCAUGAAGACCUUCACCCACUAUACAAAUUACAUGGGCCGACUGCUACCGGAGUACUACGACCAGUUACUGAAGAAGGAUCCGCCUGCGUUGAUUAUUCUCAGCUGGUGGCUGGCCCUCAUAGUAGAUUUUGAUGUCUGGUGGAUGGACACGCGAGCCAAGUCCGAGUGCGUGGCAAUUUGCAUGUACCUGGAGGAGAGCGACGAUCCACGCAUUCUCAGUUUGCUGGAGUUUCCGGCGCAGGUUUGUGGGUAUUUACUCAAGCAUGUGCAGGAGCGGAUAGCGAGUCAAUAUGAUUUGGUGGUCUUAUAGUUCGCUUGUUAUGACUGAGCUGGUUGGUGUUUCACGCGCUGGUU
Molecule: messenger RNA, 1730 nt
Organism: Aspergillus pseudotamarii
Lineage: Eukaryota; Fungi; Ascomycota; Eurotiomycetes; Eurotiales; Aspergillaceae
Exons: 2
Coding region: 673-1686 (337 amino acids)
Biological process (GO): regulation of transcription by RNA polymerase II
Molecular function (GO): DNA-binding transcription activator activity, RNA polymerase II-specific
Source: RefSeq, a predicted model, not a curated record